Molecule: messenger RNA, 783 nt
Organism: Aspergillus nidulans FGSC A4
Lineage: Eukaryota; Fungi; Ascomycota; Eurotiomycetes; Eurotiales; Aspergillaceae
Exons: 5
Coding region: 1-783 (260 amino acids)
Biological process (GO): transmembrane transport
Cellular component (GO): membrane
Source: RefSeq, a predicted model, not a curated record
AUGACUGGAACGCAAAAUCAUGAAUUCGACCACUGGCGACACCCUGAUGGAGGCCAAUGGCAUCUCUGGUCACCAGUACACCAUCGCGAUGAUGGUCUUUUGGUGGCGUAUUUUGUCUUUGAGGCGCCGAGCAAUCUUGCGCUCAAGUCCUUCCAUCCGCACAGAUGGCUUGGAUUCCUCGUCAUUGCGUUCGGUGCGUUGUGCACUGGUAUCGGUUUCACGCACACCUUUACAGAAAUGGCAGUGCUGCGCUUCUUUCUCGGGGCGGCCGAGGCGGGCGUGUUCCCUGGGUCAUCGCAUACGGAGUCGGGCAUCUCAACGGUCAUCAAGGCCUGGAAGGCUGGAGAUGGCUCUUUAUACUCAAAGGAGUCCCUAGCAACCGUUAAGAAAGGAGAGCACUUACUAAUAUAUCCCAGUGAGGAUAAGCUCAACUGGAACGAUGCCAAAGACGCGCUCUGUUCGGCACGCUACUUGUUUCUCGUCGUCGCCACAACCUGUGUUUUCGCCGGUCCGCCCUCUCUCAACGCCUGGGUUGGUGAUAACGUCCGCAACACGACCGCAAGUUCGUUGACGAUUGCUCUUAAUAUCGCCUUUUCCGGGCCAGGCCAGAUAAUCGGUGUCUGGAUCUACAGAGCCCAGGAUGCACCGGCUUACCGCUUGGGCCAUGCGGCUGAUGCGGUCACGAGCGCCAUCGCUGCAGGGUUGGCUCUCACGCUAACGGUGCAUUAUAGAAGGACGAAUAAAAAGAUCAAGGGGACAGGGGAUCCGUUGUGGGUGGCUUGA